GGUGCCCCCGUCCCCCCGCAGCAGCACCCCGGGCCCGGGCCCCCCCCGGGGCCGCGAUGGAGAUCUCCUACCUGUACACGCGGAAGCGCAGCGAGUUCGGCCGGCCCUGCUGCUUCUCCGACCAGGCGGCCGCAGUGACCGUGGACAUCCCCCCCGACCCCAGCCUGGCCGGUAACUUCGUGCCCAGGGACCCGGUGCACAGCGCCGUGCAGCACAGCAGCGAGAUGUCGGAGCAUGAGGUCAACACGGACCGAGUGAAGGUGCAGUCCCGUGGUGUCAACCACGUGGAGGGCGGUUGGCCCAAAGAUGUCAACCCGCGUGAGGCGGACCAGACAGCGCGCUUCAGGAAGAAGCUGGAGAAGGAUGAGCACUACAUCAGCGUGGUCACACAGCUCGGCACCCUGAUGGAGCACUGCGUCAAGCAGAACAACGCCAUCGACAUCUAUGAGGAGUACUUCGACGAGGAGGAUAUGAUAGAGGUGGAAAUCGAGCCCCCUUCUGCAAAAACCAUCAAUGCCAUCAGGGAUCCCAACAUAGCCAAGAGGACAGCCACGCACCUUUCCUGGUGCCCCGACGCCAGCAAGAAACUGGCAGUGGCUUAUUCCAUCCUGGAGUUCCAGCAAAACAAGAAAGACAUGAGCCUUGACUCGUACAUCUGGGAUCUUGAGAACUCCAACAAGCCCGAGCUGGUUCUCAAGCCGCCAUCCCCUCUCGUGACCCUGGAAUACAACCCCAAAGACUCGUACGUGCUGGUGGGAGGAUGCUACAACGGGCAGAUGGCUUACUGGGACACCAGGAAAGGGCAGCUUCCCGUGGAGGUGUCCACCGUGGAGGUCAGCCACAGGGACCCUGUGUACGGAACCAUCUGGUUGCAGUCCAAAACAGGCACCGAUUGCUUCUCAGCCUCCACCGAUGGGCAGGUGCUGUGGUGGGACAUCCGCAAGCUGUCCGUGCCCACGGAGAAGCUGGUCUUGGACAUCUCCCGGAAAGGGAUCCUGCAGAAUGCUCUGGGUGCCGUCACGCUGGAGUUCGAGAGCACCCUGCCCACCAAGUUCAUGGUGGGCACGGAGCAGGGCAUCAUCAUCCUCUGCAACCGCAAGGCCAAGACACCCGCUGAAAAAAUCACCUGCACCUACAGUGGCCACCACGGGCCUGUCUAUGCACUGACCAGGAACCCCCUGUACCCCAAAAUCUUCCUGUCGGUCGGCGACUGGACUGCUCGAAUCUGGUCGGAGGAUGCCAAGGAGUCAUCAAUUAUGUGGACCAAGUACCACUUCGCCUACCUGACGGACGGGUGCUGGAGCCCUGUGAGGCCAGCUGUGUUCUUCACCACCCGCUCAGAUGGGACACUGGACAUCUGGGACUUCCUCUUCAAGCAGAAUGACCCCUUCCUCAGCCUGAAGGUCUGCGACGAGCCCCUGUCCAGCCUGCGCGUGCAGGACAACGGCUGCAUAGUUGGCUGCGGGUCCAAGGUGGGCACCGUCAGCGUGAUGGAGAUCUCCUCGGUGCUGUGCACCCUCCAGAGGAACGAGAAGAACUUGGUCAAUGCUAUGUUCGAGCGGGAGACGAGGCGGGAGAAGAUCCUGGAGGCGCGGCACCGGGAGAUGCGGCUGAAGGAGCGCACCAGGUCCGAGAGCCAGGUGAUAGCGACAGAGGAGGUUCCCACAGAGAACCCCCAGGAGGUGUUUGACCGGACCCAGAAGGAGUUCUUAGAGGUGAUCCAAGCAGAGCUGCAGAGGAAGGUGCGGGCAGAGGUCCAGCGGCUGCAUGGCAAGGUUAAGGACCACAUUGAGGAGGCAGCUUUGCCCGAGGAAGAGAGCCAGAUGCCUGAGGAAGAGAGCCAGGUGCUCGUGGAAGAGAGCCAGCAGCCCGAGGAAGAGGAGGGGAAGAAGGAGGAUGCUGCUAAGGAGGAGUAGCCGAGGCAGGACCGGUGGGUCACACAGGAGCCCUCGUGCUGGGCACAUGCUCCCUGCCCCUUCCCCCUCCUGGUUCAUUGGUUUUUAAUUCAGGGUGAAUAAACAGGAGUUUUCCGCGUCA
Messenger RNA from Strigops habroptila (Kakapo), 2037 nucleotides. It is a transcript of the gene DNAI2, whose product is annotated as dynein axonemal intermediate chain 2. Gene Ontology annotation, cellular component: outer dynein arm. The record is from RefSeq and is a predicted model, not a curated record. Bases 57 to 1916 code for a protein of 619 amino acids. The transcript is spliced from 13 exons. Gene Ontology annotation, molecular function: dynein light chain binding; dynein heavy chain binding. Gene Ontology annotation, biological process: outer dynein arm assembly; cilium movement. NCBI's taxonomy places the organism in Eukaryota, Metazoa, Chordata, Aves, Psittaciformes, Psittacidae.